UAAUUAACGCAUAAACUCUGGGGGUUGCCCUUUCAUUUCCACUCAUGAAACGAAAGAUUUAGCUCUCCUCGACAAUGUCUAAUACCUGAGAGCCUUAUGUGAAAAGAUAACAAUGAAACUGAAUGAGAAAAAAGUAAUAAGUUACUGUUGUUGUCUCUAAAAUAUAAUUAAUGUUUUGCACAUAAUCAUAAAAUGAAUUGAGCCUAAUUUGUGUGUUUGUCAAAAUCACGAGACACACUGCUCUAGAAUGCCAAAGUUUUAUUUACUAACUUCGUAAAGAUAUUUGGUAUUUUUGGGCAGUGUUGGUACCAGUUAAUGGCUGUGGUUGGAUAUUUGGUCGCUGCUCUUGCUACUUGUAACUGAAGAGACGUGCCCCGUCAUAUAUGCAAUACCGUUAUGGCUUCGUUGCUUGUACCACCAGCGUCGGUGAGAGGAAUGACAAAGCUGGAUCGUAGCAAGUUUACAAUAGUAGUAAAGUUGCCCGUGAUGCGUCUGGGUAAAGUCAAUCUUGGCAGACUAAUGCCCGUAUUGAAAAAGUACACGUUGAAGAUGCAAAACUUCAAGCCAAUCCAAAAGUACGACGACGCCAAUGACGAUGACGGCAAAAUAGCUUAUCUGGAUCCAGUCAAAGUCCAGAAGUUUGAAGACAUUGAUCAAGCAGACAAAAAGCUGCUCAGUGAUAAUGAUGUAACUGAUUUUUGCAACAAGUAUAUCUCUUUCAAUUAUGAUAACUGGCGUUAUGACCAAGUCCUGAAAGCAGUUUUUCCAGAGGGAGCAGAGGUCCCAAAUUCUUACAGCAAAAUCGGCCACCUUGUGCACCUUAAUUUGCGAGAUAGUCAACUAUCGCAAAAGUAUCUAAUCGGAGAAGUAUUUUUGGACAAAGUACCAAACACUAAAACAGUGGUCAACAAAUUGAAUACGAUUGAUACGACGUAUCGACAUUUUGCCAUGGAAGUAUUAGCUGGGGACAAGGACACGAUGGUUACCGUGUCUGAAUACGGGUUUCAGUACAAGUUUGAUUUUGCUACGGUUUAUUGGAACCCUCGUUUGUCGACUGAGCACAAAACCCUAGUGUCAUUCAUCAAACCUCACGAUGUGCUUUACGACGUUUUUGCGGGUGUUGGUCCAUUCGCUAUUCCAGCUGGCUGUAAAGGGAACCGUGUUAUGGCCAAUGAUUUAAAUCCUGAAUCUUAUAGGUGGCUGACAGAGAAUGCCAAGUUAAACAAGACUUGUGGUAACAUAACAGCAUUCAACAAAGAUGGGAGGGAGUUUCUAAAUGUUGAAGUACGUAACGAUAUAUUAAAGAGACGCAAUGUUGGAGCCAAAGGCUCUGAGCACAUUGCAAUGAACCUUCCAGGGAUGGCUGUCGAAUUCUUAGAUGUAUUCACAGAUUGGUUCAAUAGAGAAGAAGCAGAAAAAGUUUGCACAAACCCCCCAAUUGUUCACCUUUACUGCUUUGUGAAACUUGGAAAAGAGGAAGACCCUCAUGCUCUUGCCAAACUGCUUGUCGAGGAAAAACUUGGCCAUGCCUUGACCCCAGAGUCCUUACUAACUAUACACAAUGUUAGAAAUGUUUCUCCCAACAAGGAAAUGAUGAGAGUGUCCUUUAUGUUGAUUAGAGAUAUUUUAAUCGGAUACAAACCAGUGGCUAAAAAGUUAAAAAUUGAUAAUACAGGUUUAUUUGUUGAUGAAAAUGUUAUAGGA
Molecule: messenger RNA, 1704 nt
Organism: Diprion similis
Lineage: Eukaryota; Metazoa; Arthropoda; Insecta; Hymenoptera; Diprionidae
Product: tRNA (guanine(37)-N1)-methyltransferase
Exons: 2
Biological process (GO): mitochondrial tRNA methylation; tRNA N1-guanine methylation
Cellular component (GO): mitochondrial matrix; cytoplasm
Source: RefSeq, a predicted model, not a curated record